UUGGGAGCUGAUGCCCGCGUGUCCUGAGGAGUUUUGGGGUCCCUUUGGGCCCCCCUCGGGAGCUGAUCCCAGUGUGUGUCCUGAGGAGUUUUGGGGUCCCCUUCGGGAGCUGAUCCCAGUGUGUGUCCAGAGGAGUUUUGGGGUCCCUUUGGGAGCUGAUCCCAGUGUGUGUCCGGAGGAGUUUUGGGGUCCCUUGGGCCCCCCUCGGGAGCUGACGCCCGCGUGUCCCCGCAGCUCCGUGUACGAUGGGGAGGAGCACGGGCGCUUCAUGGAGAAGUUGGAGGCUCGGAUCCGGAACCACGACCGGGAAAUUGAGAAAAUGUGCAACUUCCACUACCAGGGCUUCGUGGAUUCCAUCACCGAGCUGCUCAAGGUCCGCGCCGAGGCCCAGAAACUCAAGAACCAAGUGACCGACACCAACCGGAAGCUGCAGAACGAAGGGAAAGAGCUGCUCCUGGCCAUGGAGGAGCUGCGGCAGUGCCGGCUGCAGCAGAGGAACAUCUCGGCCACGGUGGACAAGCUCACCCUGUGCCUCCCUGUGCUGGAGAUGUACAGCAAGCUGCGGGAGCAGAUGAAAUCCAAGAGGCACUACCCAGCCCUGAAGACCUUGGAGCACCUGGAGCAAACGUUCCUGCCCCAGGUGAGCCACUACCGCUUCUGCCGGGCCAUGGUGGACAACAUCCCGCGGCUGCGGCGCGAGAUCCAGGAGCGCUCCAUGUCCGACCUCAAGGACUUCCUGGAGAGCAUCCGCAAGCACUCGGACAGGAUCGGCGAGACCGCCGUCAGGCAGGUGGGCCGGGGGAGC
Ficedula albicollis (Collared flycatcher) is the source of this 805-nucleotide messenger RNA. Its product is annotated as exocyst complex component 6B-like. Gene Ontology annotation, biological process: exocytosis; Golgi to plasma membrane transport; intracellular protein transport. The record is from RefSeq and is a predicted model, not a curated record. The annotation marks the transcript as partial. Lineage: Eukaryota; Metazoa; Chordata; Aves; Passeriformes; Muscicapidae. Gene Ontology annotation, cellular component: exocyst; membrane. The transcript is spliced from 5 exons.